Molecule: messenger RNA, 3984 nt
Organism: Topomyia yanbarensis
Lineage: Eukaryota; Metazoa; Arthropoda; Insecta; Diptera; Culicidae
Exons: 5
Coding region: 1-3984 (1327 amino acids)
Molecular function (GO): nucleic acid binding; zinc ion binding
Source: RefSeq, a predicted model, not a curated record
AUGCGUGUGGUAAGCGAGCACCCACUGAUACAAAACAAAGCAGUAUCGCAUCGUGAAGGUAUUUCUACUGCAUUUGAUAUAGGAAACAGCGGAUUAUUACUAAACCACCGACGAUCGUUCUGGGCCGUCCUACCACAGACGGAAGAGAAACCUUCGAUCGGAAAACCACCAAGUAAGUCGCCCCAUCAUUGGUCCUUCGAGCCGGAUACGGAGGAACCCCCUACCAGAAAGGAUCGGUGCGGAGGACAGAUCGAGUUGUACGAUAAACCGGAGAUGUUGGAUACCCAUCUGCAAGAGAGAAUGGAUUUCGAGACGCGUUAUUGUACGGUCAAAGGAUUUCUGCUCUCCAAUCGUGCUGCGGACCUCAACUCAACCAUGCUGAACAGCACUAUGGCGGCACCUGCUCAUGCGUCGUCCUCGUUCCAUCUACGAUUACCCAAGAUCGAUCUUCCCAAGUUUAGCGGUGACUUCUCGCGUUGGCUCGCUUUCCGUGACACGUAUACGUCGAUGAUCCACAGCAAUGCAGAUAUUCCGACGGUUGUGAAGCUGCAGUACUUGCUGCAAUCGCUAGAGGGAGAAGACCGGAAACCUUUCGAGUCCGUAGUCAUUGAAGCGGACAAUUACGCAUCGACUUGGGAAGCAUUGCUAAAGCGGUAUGACAACAAGCGAUUCCUGAAAAGUCAGCUCUUCCGAGCCCUGUACGACCUCCCACCGGUCAAGCGAGAAAACCCUCCAGAAAUCCAAGGAUUGGCUGACGAUUUCCAUUGGCAUGUGCGGGCUUUGGCAAAGUUAGGCGAGCCAGUCCAGUAUUGGGACACCCCGUUGGUAAACCUCCUUUCCUACAAGUUGGAUCCAACUACGCUACGUGCUUGGGAGGAGAAAACCAGCAAUAACGUCGACGUUACCUAUUGUAUGCUGAUCGAGUUCCUCUACCAGCGUGCCCGAUUGCUGACAUCUGUCGUAACUGACCUGCAAUAUCGGUCCCAACAACCGGUUACAGCCAAGGUGGCCGGUCCGAUUCCAACCCCAAAGCCGUUCAAGGUGGCGUACAAGGCAGCUACCGUUGAACCGAACUACAGUGCUCCCUCGCGCCUCGCUUGUCCAGACAAGCAUUUCCUCUUUCAAUGCCCUGCAUUUUCCGAGGUGUCCGUCCGUCAGCGCCGUGAGCUAGUUUUCCAAAAGCGCUUAUGCUGGAAUUGUUUCCGUACUGGACACCAAGCCAGGAACUGUACCUCCAAGUUCUCUUGCCGUUACUGUCACGAAAAACACCACUCCCUGCUGCACGAGUCAGAACCGCCGAAGAUGCUAUCGACUCAUAUUAUCGAGGAAAGUCAGCCGAUUCCCUCGACGUCCGCCAUCGCUGACCCUUCCACCUCGGCGAAGCCGAACAGCCAAAUAAGCCUAUCAGUUCAGGCUGAGCACAGUACAGUUUUACUGGAAACUGUUUCCCUCUUCGUCGUAGAUCAGAAUGGCAAGAAGAUCCCCGCACGUGCAUUUCUGAAUUCCGGAUCCAUGUGCAACUUCAUCACCAAGAAGCUUGCAAAUUCCCUGAACAUUCAUCGCAUCAAUGUGGAUAUCGCAGUAGCUGGCAUAGCUGAAUCAACCAAGCAGAUAAAGUGCCAAUUGACAGCUAUGAUCAAGUCGAAGUCGACACCGUACUCCACCAAACUUGAGUUCCUGAUCCUCAAGAGACCGACGGUCAACCUUCCAACCGUUCCGAUCGACAUUUCCACGUGGAAUCUUCCCAAGUUGUCGUUGGCAGACCCCAGAUUCCAUAUCCCAUCCGACAUUGACAUGAUUGUCGGUGGUGAAGCGUAUCAUGAGCUGCAUCCUGGCAGCAAGCGUUCCCUGGGAGAGGGAUUACCGUUGCUAAUAGAGACGGUGUUCGGAUGGACUGUUUCCGGGAAGAUAUCCAUCAAUCAUCCCACCAUUCCCCGCGUCUGUCAUCUAACCACUGUCGAUCGAAGCUUAGAACAAGCGUUGCAGAAAUUCUGGGAGCUAGAAGCUGUUGAGCCGUAUUCUGUGUAUUCCGCAGAAGAAAAACAAUGUGAAGAACUUUACACUACUACCACCACUCGCGAUUCGUUCGGUCGUUAUCUCGUUCGUUUGCCACUCACCCGUGAUCCGCUAGUCAACCUCGGCGAAUCCAGAGCCAUUGCCGAACGUCGUUUCCUGAGCCUUGAGAAGCGACUAAAGCGUGAUCCUCCCACCAAGGAUGCAUACUGCAAGUUCAUGGACGAAUACGCACGAAUGGCGCACAUAAAGAAACUCGUCGAUUCAGUAGACGAUGUGAAUCCGCACUGCUACCUCCCGCACCAUCCUGUGUUCAAGGAAUCCAGCACAACCACGAAGGUCCGGGUUGUUUUCAACGCGUCGUGUAAAACAUCGUCUGGAUUUUCCGUCAACGAUAAGCAGCUCGUUGGACCUGUCGUCCUGGAGGACCUGUUGUCUAUCGUCAUGAGGUUUCGCUCACACCCGAUCGCCAUCGUAGCCGACAUCGAAAAGAUGUACCGACAGAUUCAGCUGCAUCCCGAAGACCGACCGCUUCAACGCAUUCUCUGGCGUUCCAACCGACGAUCCGCUCAUAGCGACGAAGGCGACAAGUACCCCGCCUCCGUAGAUGCUGUGAAGCAGGAUUUUUACGUCGAUGACUUUUUAUCGGGAGCUGACGAUGUCCAAUCCGCAAUCCGCCUUCGCCAAGAAGUUUCCGCCAUGCUUUCGUCAGCUGGCCUUCCGUUAAAGAAGUGGGCAUCCAAUUCCUCCGAAGUCCUUGCGCAAGUGCCGCAAGAAGAUUUCGCUCUACUGCCUCUGCAUGAUCUCCAGGACGAACAAUCCGUAUCCACCCUAGGACUCGUGUGGGAGUCUAAGUCCGAUACGAUGCGCUUCAAGGUCCAGUUGCCUCUACCAGCACCCGUUCUGACCAAAAGGAAGCGAAGCUGUUCAUGCAGUGUCUGUGGGCAUUGUCCGCUACCUCCGCAUCUCCAAGGCGAAUGGAAGGAGUUCCAUGGUACGCUGGACGCAAUCUCCACAAUCCGCAUUCCCAGAUUCGUGUCGCAGGUCAAGACCGAAACCAUCCAGCUCCACUUUUUCUCCGAUGCUUCAGAGAAGGUCGCACCGUUAGCCACCUACCAAUCGAUUGCGCGCCUAGAGUUAUGUGCCGCCGUGUUGUCGGCUAAUCUAUAUGAGAAGGUGAUGAAGUCCCUUAAGACAGCGUGCGAAGUGUUCUUCUGGGUUGAUUCGACGAUAGUCCUCUACUGGCUGCAAUCGUGCCCAUCGCGCUGGAAAACGUUCGUGGUAAACCGAGUGUCCACAAUUCAAUCCACUACCGGAUCUUGCUCCUGGCAGCACGUCCCCGAAGAAUCCAACCCAGCAGACCUUAUAUCCCGAGGUGUAAAUCCGGCCGAUAUCGUGAACCUCGAGUUUUGGUGGAUGGGACCGCAAUGGCUAUCGGUUUCAUCACACCACUGGCCACGCACUGUGCUACCAGCGUGCGAUUUGUCCACAAUGCCAGAGAGCAAAGGCAACGUCGCCAUGAUGUCGGUAGCGGUUGCCGAACCAUCUUUCUCCGCUCGACUUUUCAGUCGCUAUUCCAGCUUCACGAAGCCACGACGUUCCAUCGCGUAUUGGAUGCGAUAUUUCCGCACUCUACGAGCUGCCGUCCAGAAGACCAAACCAGAGCCGUUUGAGUCUCUUUCCACACCUGAUCUACGCGAUGCUGAUCUAGCAUUGUGCCGAAUUGCCCAACGUGAGAUGUUCUCCAAGGAGCUGUCCAAGAUAUCCCAACGCAAUCUCCUUCCAGCAUCGUUGAAGUGGCUGAAACCGGUGAUGUAUAAAGACGGCGUUAUUCGAGUCGGUGGGAGACUCAAGCACGCCGCAGUUUCGAAAAAAGUGAAGCACCCGAUAAUGCUGCUUGCGAAGCACCCGCUACCGUGUUGUUGUCAGAGCACUACCACUACAAUCUGCUGCACGCAGAACCACAGCUGA